CGUUCAACUCGAUUUUCGCCUCAGUCCGUUGACGUCACUCGUGCUGUGCAGUUCGUUCGUUCGAUCUCUCUUUCCUCUCGGUUGAUUCGUUUUUCCCUCCGUGGGUGCGUUUUUUUUUUCUGCUUGCGGUCAUCGCGACUUCGGUAGUCACGGAAAACGUAAGAACCGUGCUCACAAAAGAAGUGGUGCCUCGCUGGUAGAUUUAUCGGCGGAAAAGCGACCAAAUCGAUUUCAGUGCCCUUCUCUGUUCAGUGAUGGAUUCAAGGAACUAGUGUUUCUUCAACAAACCGUCCAUUUUUGUCUCCACCAGAAGAGGACACAAAAGCGGGAUGGAGUUCAAUUGUAUCGAUAGACUAUCAUCGAAGAGAUAAAAGUGUUGGUACCUCCUGCCCGUUCCAAUCUUUGAGGUUUACCUCUUGCACAAUCCCUCGAAUUUCCUGCUUUAUAAAGCUGUGCUUUCUCCUCUGUUGGAAGGAUUACUACUGAACCGCGAGUGAAUUGAAUGGUGAUAAAAUCCGAUCUCGAAGUGCAUCUCGUUUGGCGGUAGAUUUUCCGGUGGAAGUUGAUCCCGGAUUGCGUUCGAUAAAGUAUUAAAAGUCUCCGCAGUGGUGAAUCCGAAUGUGGAAGCAGAUUGACGAGGAGCAUCGAUUGUCGUCCCGUCGUGGUGUGUGCGUGCGCUUGUGUGAAUUGCGAAAGGAAGCAAAGAAUAGAAAAUAAAACGGUGCCCCUCCGGUAGUUGGUAUUUGUAGAAGCCCUUGUGUGUUGGUUGGGCCAAAAGAAGCUCUGGCUCCGGGUGCCAAACAUAUUCCUCCAAUCCAAGUCUCGUCAAAAAGAGCCCAUCAUCGUCGUGUUGAAUACACCUUAAUACCUAUAGAUAUAUAUCUCAGGGGGUUAAUUCCCUCAAAAGUGUGUGCGACCACAGUGAAUCGUCGUGUUGAGGAUUAGAUUAGAUUGUCCGUGGUCCGGGGAAUCCGCGUCUGUGAAGAAAUCGUAGUGAAGUGAAUCAACUAGCCGGAGAUUCCGCAAUCAGCAGUCGUCUUCAUAACCAGCCAAACGAUAGACGACAACGGAAGCAUCAGCAGUUGCAGCAACAGCAGCGGCACCGAGAUGAUGAAAAUGGAGACCGAUAAAAUUAUGGACGAUUCUACGACGACAACCAACAACAGCAGCCCACAGUUCACCACCUCGAUAUUGUACGAUCCGGCGCGGAAGAAAGAACCUUCGCAGUCAUUCCAGACCGAACGUGAUGCCUGUCUCUCCUAUUUCGCCAAAUGGAACGAAGCAGAUCAGGUGGACUUUGUCGAGCAGCUCCUGUCCCGCAUGUGCCAUUACCAGCACGGACACAUCAAUGCCUACCUGAAACCGAUGCUGCAGCGAGACUUCAUCACACUAUUACCAACCAAGGGAUUGGACCAUGUGGCCGAAAACAUCCUCUCCUACCUGGACGCCAAAUCACUGUGCCGAGCAGAACGCGUGUGCAAAGAAUGGUCCCGCGUCAUAUCGGAGGGCAUGCUGUGGAAGAAGCUGAUAGAACGAAACGUCCGCACAGAUUCCCUCUGGAGGGGCCUCGCAGAACGGAAAGGAUGGAUCAAAUACCUGUUCAUACCGCGACCGGGCGUGACACACCGGCCGCACAAAUUCUACCGCGAGCUGUUCCCCAAGAUCAUGAAGGACAUCGAAGCCAUCGAGACGAACUGGCGCACCGGUCACCACAACUUGCAGCGGAUAAACUGCCGGUCGGAGAACUCCAAGGGAGUAUACUGUUUGCAGUACGACGACGACAAAAUCGUGUCCGGCCUGCGAGACAACACCAUCAAGAUUUGGGACCGCAACUCGCUGCAGUGCUGCAAGAUCUUGACCGGGCACACUGGAUCGGUGCUGUGCCUUCAGUACGACGACAAGGUCAUCAUUAGCGGCUCCAGCGAUUCGACGGUACGCGUGUGGGAUGUCAACACCGGCGACAUGGUGAACACCUUGAUACAUCACUGCGAAGCGGUGCUGCAUUUACGCUUCAACAACGGCAUGAUGGUGACCUGCUCGAAGGAUCGCUCGAUUGCCGUGUGGGACAUGACCUCGCCGACGGAGAUUGCUCUGCGACGGGUGUUGGUGGGCCAUCGGGCCGCCGUCAACGUGGUAGACUUUGACGAGAAGUACAUCGUAUCGGCGUCCGGCGACCGCACGAUCAAGGUGUGGAAUACGUCGACGUGCGAAUUCGUGCGUACGCUGAAUGGCCACAAGCGGGGCAUUGCAUGCCUGCAGUACCGGGAUCGACUGGUCGUGAGCGGUAGUUCAGACAAUUCUAUAAGACUUUGGGAUAUUGAGUGCGGUACCUGUUUGCGGAUUCUGGAAGGCCACGAGGAACUCGUCCGCUGCAUCCGGUUCGACUCGAAGCGCAUCGUGAGCGGAGCGUACGACGGCAAAAUCAAAGUGUGGGAUCUCCAAGCUGCCUUAGACAUUCGAGCGCAAACCAACACGCUGUGCUUGAAGACGCUAGUGGAGCACACGGGACGCGUGUUCCGGCUUCAGUUCGACGAGUUCCAGAUCGUGAGCAGUUCCCAUGACGACACCAUCCUGAUAUGGGACUUCCUCAACUGCUCGCAGAAGGAAGAGACCACCACGCCCCAAACACUGGUCCAGGUGGGCCGAAGUCCAUCACGUGAGUAUUCCUCCUCUUCCGCUGCUGGGGGCCGCGCUCAGCCUCAGCAGGAGACUGACGACGACGAUGCGUAUUGAAUGUGUUAGAAUUAGUAGCUGUAAAACCUAGUGAGAACAAGAAUCGAACGUUUUAGUUUUAUAAACAGCAUUGCAACUGGAAUAUCUUUCAAUUUGAAAUCUUAGAAACAAAACAAAAACAGGCUUCUAUCUAAACUGAACAGUUGAAAGGAAAAACGGAAGGAAAAUAGUUUAGCAAAGCACGCAUACCACAUUCGAAUCGAGAUUGCAAUGAUCUUUCAUCGAACGAAUCGUAUGGUUUUCUCUAAUUGCCACCAAAAACAGGGAUCUCUGUCGUUGGUUUAGUCCCCAUUCGAUUGUGUUCGUGUGGUCAAAUGUACAGUCAGGUCUUUCUUAACCCUCUCUUUCCCAUGGUAGCUCCAGAGUUCCAUUGAUUUUCGUCGAACUUGAGACGACCCGAGUCAGAUGAAGACUAUGCGAAAGUUAAUAUAACAGGAAUUCGUACUCAUCGGAUCAAUCCAAUAGCUUAUUUACUGUUUCAAUAGUAAAACCAUAGAUAAACAAUCAAUUUACUAUUGAAAUAUUUUAAGUGAUCUAUCUCAGCAAUUUAUCUAGGAAAUCUAAAACUUCCUAAAGAGUUCAAAAGUUUUUUCAGUGAUCCUUGGUCAUAAAGAGCAGAGGCGUCUCGUCAGCCAGUUCAAUCUGUUCUUAGAACAGGUAUAGGAAUAAGAGAGUUGCUAAGACUCUCAAUUAAUGCUCUUUGUAACAAUCAUGAUCCGCAACACCCAUCUAAACAAGUUUGGGAGGCACUAUUGCUAUAGGAUGUUCGGGAAUUGUUUAGUAUACCAGUAAAAUAAAACACCUACCACCAAUUCGCUUCUGUUAUGUAUCAAGCUUGUUACAACUUGCGAAACAUUACCGUUCAUGGGCCGAUACAGAUGGGGUGUUUUUCUUCGCUUGCUUUGGUCGUGCUUCAUAAUCAAAUGAGAACGAAUUCUGCAAUGCCUGGAUAUAAAUCAUUGAUCCCGUAAAUUAGUCUUUUUCAGAAAAGGGUCCAGGUAUUCAAGGGUUUUUGAAAAAUAUAUGUUCUUCCAUGAUCUGCAUGGUUCCUGACCUGAUCAACUUUUUCAUAUCAGAGAACAGAGACAAAAUUGCGAUCAGCUAUGUAAUGAUCCAAUCGAUUCGUCCAAUCCCUGAAAGUAUGCUUUGGAACUUCAAUAAGAGCCAAAAUAUGAAACAUAAUGAUUCACUUGUGGUUGUGUUGUUUUGUAACACUAUACUUAUGGUUUGUUAGUUGUUUUUUUUCUUUUCUUUUCCCAUUCUUUGCAAAUCAGACGACUCUCGUCCACUCAUCGAUAAACCUACGUUUUUUUUUCGUUUGUGCUUUUAUAUCUAUAUAAACAUUACACACCCACACACACACACAUGGAUACUAGGCUUAAGGUAGUUUGGUUCGAUGGAAAGAGCGUUUUUCGCUGGAGAGUGGAACCGAUCGAAAGGCAAAAUGUUAGGUAAAUUUUAGAAAUUCUCCCUUUUAAGUGAAAUAGCUACUAUUACCGAUUGGCAGUAGAUGCGAGGAUGCGCGAGCGAUGAUGAAUGACUGACGAAGGACUGAUUGCGUCUACUAUGCAUAGUUUACGCGCCCCCGAGUAAGAGUGUUAUGCUGUUGUUUAGUAGUAAUACCAAUAAUUUAUAUGCGCAGAAAGGAUUAAACGAUGGAAAGCUAAAAAAGAACACUUAAGCAAGUAGUAUCUAAACCUCUUUUGAUUCGAUAGAAUACAAACACACAAAAUACAAGGAAAACCCAGAGAACCCUGUGUAGAACUUCCCUUCCCUCAAAAGAAAAAAAAAAUGCAGAAAUCCCAGCAAAAGACAAAACAAAUUCAAAUAACGGAUUUAAUACAGAACAGAACGAACAAUCCGAAAGAAAAGUUGUUAUCUAUUAAUCGUUUCACGUUUUGGAUUAAAAAAAAACAAUUGAAAGUAAAUAGUAAACAAAAUUUAAGGAAAGAGCAAAAAAGAUGUAUAAAUAAAAUCAGAACAAUUAUUCACAACAAAAAGAAAACCCUAGAUAAUGUUAUAUUUGAAAUCAAAUGUAGUGAAACAAAAAAAAACAAAACAAAUAUUAAGAAUAUUAACCAAUUCACAUGCCGCGACACAAAAAGGCAAUGACCGGGAAGAUUGAAAUAGACAAAAGUGAUGAUGUCUGUCACAAGGCUACAAUAUCGAUUAGGGAACCGAGGUGGAGUAAAUGUCCAUAAAGAUCUGAAUCCGAUUGUGCAUAAUAAAUAUUAUAAAAAUAAAAAACAAGCUACGUUAAUGGAAGAUUUGUUCAAUGCUGGCUUUCGAACGAUUGCAAUUGUGAACAGGCGAUAGGAAAAUGGAACGCAGAGGAUAUGAUACUUUUGUUGGGAUGUAAAGUGAACAGAGUUGACAAGUUUAGAAAGGAAGCAGAAGAAAAAAAAUAUAUGAAAUUGUAUUCGAAUCGACAGGA
Aedes aegypti (yellow fever mosquito) is the source of this 5167-nucleotide messenger RNA. It is a transcript of the gene slmb, whose product is annotated as beta-TrCP. Lineage: Eukaryota; Metazoa; Arthropoda; Insecta; Diptera; Culicidae. The coding region runs from base 1108 to 2733 and encodes 541 amino acids. The record is from RefSeq and is a predicted model, not a curated record. Gene Ontology annotation, molecular function: protein dimerization activity. The transcript is spliced from 9 exons.